This is a messenger RNA of Pocillopora meandrina, 476 nucleotides long. The record is from the annotation of a GenBank genome assembly. NCBI's taxonomy places the organism in Eukaryota, Metazoa, Cnidaria, Anthozoa, Scleractinia, Pocilloporidae.
AUGUCGAAAAUAGGAGGCAGCAAAAGAGAACUGUUUAUUGACAAAAUGACAUCUGAACAACCAGUCAUGCUCUCAAAAUUGCUCACCUCACCAUCUGGUACUACAUUCCUGAAUUAUAGCACUAUAAUCAGAGAUGUUCCAGCACAUUCAAUCAAGUUCAAGUUCUCCCAAACAUUGAAACCAAACAUAGCCAAAAUAGCCUUAUUAUUGAAUGAAAAAUCAUCUGGAUUUGUGAAACUGGAAGAAGAACUACAUCUUGCAAGUAACUCAACAAAACUGGUGUGUAAUGUUAAGUUACAGACAGCACAGGUACCAUAAACUUGUCAAUCUGGAAGCAGCACAUUCCUCAGCUAAUUGAUGGCAACUUCUAUACUAUCUCACAAAAGUGGAUUUGUUGCCCAAAGAUUCCAAGCAUUUUGCCAAUGAUAUAUUCAAUGUGCAACACCAAUCAAUGUGGAAGAAAGGUUGUCAUCAAC